Kogia breviceps (pygmy sperm whale) is the source of this 3290-nucleotide messenger RNA. It is a transcript of the gene SRRM1, whose product is annotated as serine and arginine repetitive matrix 1. Gene Ontology annotation, cellular component: spliceosomal complex. Gene Ontology annotation, biological process: regulation of mRNA splicing, via spliceosome; mRNA processing. Lineage: Eukaryota; Metazoa; Chordata; Mammalia; Artiodactyla; Physeteridae. Gene Ontology annotation, molecular function: RNA binding. The record is from RefSeq and is a predicted model, not a curated record.
UCGGCUUUCCCUGCCGGUCCCGCCCUCCGUCGCGGCGGCGCGGUGCACCUUGGGAUAGGGAGCGAUCUCCGAGCGAGGUAGCAAGAUGGACGCGGGAUUCUUCCGCGGAACAAGUGCAGAACAGGAUAAUCGGUUCAGCAACAAACAGAAGAAGCUACUGAAGCAGCUGAAAUUCGCAGAAUGCCUAGAAAAAAAGGUGGACAUGAGCAAAGUAAAUUUGGAGGUUAUAAAGCCUUGGAUAACAAAACGAGUAACGGAAAUCCUUGGGUUUGAAGAUGAUGUUGUGAUUGAGUUUAUAUUCAACCAGCUGGAAGUGAAGAAUCCAGACUCCAAAAUGAUGCAAAUCAACCUGACUGGGUUUUUGAAUGGAAAAAAUGCUAGAGAAUUUAUGGGAGAACUGUGGCCCCUGCUCUUAAGUGCACAAGAAAACAUCGCUGGAAUCCCUUCUGCUUUCCUAGAACUGAAGAAAGAAGAAAUAAAACAGAGACAGAUUGAACAGGAAAAGUUGGCAUCUAUGAAAAAGCAAGAUGAAGACAAGGAUAAGAGGGAAAAGGAAGAAAAAGAAAGCAGCAGAGAAAAAAGGGAGCGGUCUCGAAGCCCAAGAAGACGCAAAUCCAGAUCUCCUUCCCCUAGAAGACGAUCUUCCCCUGUCAGGAGAGAGAGAAAGCGCAGUCAUUCUCGAUCUCCCCGUCACAGAACCAAGAGCCGGAGUCCUUCCCCUGCACCAGAGAAGAAGGAAAAAACUCCAGAGCUCCCAGAACCAUCAGUGAAAGUAAAAGAACCUUCAGUACAAGAGGCCACUUCUACUAGUGACAUCCUGAAAGUUCCCAAGCCUGAACCAGUACCAGAGCCUAAAGAACCUUCUCCGGAGAAAAACUCCAAAAAGGAAAAGGAAAAGGAGAAGACCCGACCAAGAUCUCGGUCGCGUUCCAAGUCAAGAUCCCGGACACGUUCUCGCUCUCCUUCUCAUACUCGACCGAGAAGGCGCCAUAGAUCCCGAUCAAGAUCAUACUCACCUAGAAGGCGGCCAAGCCCAAGAAGACGGCCAUCUCCUCGAAGAAGAACUCCACCGAGACGAAUGCCUCCUCCACCAAGGCAUAGAAGGAGUAGAUCUCCAGUGAGACGAAGAAGGCGUUCAUCGGCAUCCUUGUCCGGGAGUAGCUCGUCCUCUUCUUCAUCUCGUUCCCGGUCACCGCCAAAGAAGCCUCCAAAGAGGACAUCCAGCCCCCCUCGAAAAACUCGUAGGUUAUCUCCUUCAGCAAGUCCUCCGAGGCGAAGGCACAGGCCAUCACCUCCAGCAACUCCACCACCAAAAACUCGUCAUUCCCCAACACCCCAGCAGUCAAACCGUACGAGGAAAAGUCGUGUUUCUGUCUCUCCAGGGAGAACUUCAGGUAAAGUGACAAAACAUAAAGGUACUGAGAAAAGAGAGUCCCCUUCACCAGCACCCAAGCCUAGAAAAGUAGAGUUAUCUGAAUCAGAAGAAGAUAAAGGUGGCAAAAUGGCUGCAGCAGAUUCUGUGCAGCAGAGACGCCAGUACAGACGACAGAACCAGCAGUCUUCCUCCGAUUCUGGCUCCUCCUCUUCCUCAGAAGAUGAGCGACCCAAAAGGUCCCACGUGAAGAAUGGUGAGGUAGGCAGGCGGCGGAGACAUUCCCCUUCCCGGAGUGCCUCUCCAUCACCUCGAAAGCGCCAGAAAGAGACUUCCCCUCGGAUGCAGAUGGGAAAGCGAUGGCAAUCGCCAGUGACUAAAAGUGGUAGACGGAGGAGAAGUCCCUCCCCACCGCCUACCAGAAGGCGACGUUCUCCUUCUCCUGCUCCUCCGCCUCGUCGACGCAGGUCUCCCACACCACCACCACGACGAAGGACUCCUUCUCCUCCCCCACGUCGUCGCUCACCUUCCCCAAGAAGAUACUCUCCUCCAAUACAGAGGAGAUAUUCUCCUUCUCCACCUCCAAAGAGAAGAACGGCUUCACCCCCUCCCCCUCCUAAACGAAGGGCAUCACCGUCUCCACCACCAAAGCGUCGGGUCUCACAUUCGCCACCCCCCAAACAAAGAAGCUCCCCAGUCACCAAGAGACGUUCGCCUUCGUUGUCAUCAAAGCAUAGGAAAGGGUCUUCCCCGAGCCGAUCUACCCGGGAGGCCCGGUCACCACAACCAAACAAACGGCAUUCGCCCUCACCACGGCCUCGAGCUCCUCAGACCUCCUCAAGUCCUCCAGCUGUUCGAAGAGGAGCAUCAUCAUCACCCCAAAGAAGGCAGUCCCCGUCUCCAAGUUCUAGGCCCAUUAGGAGAGUCUCCAGGACUCCGGAACCCAAAAAGAUGAAAAAAGCUGCCUCACCAAGCCCUCAGUCGAUAAGGAGGGUCUCAUCUUCCCGAUCUGUCUCGGGAUCUCCUGAGCCAGCAGCUAAAAAACCCCCAGCACCUCCAUCCCCUGUCCAGUCUCAGUCACCCUCUACCAACUGGUCACCAGCGGUACCGGUUAAAAAGGCUAAAAGCCCAACACCAAGCCCAUCACCGGCAAGGAAUUCAGACCCAGAAGGAGGUGGAAAGAAAAAGAAGAAAAAGAAGGACAAGAAACACAAAAAGGAUAAGAAGCACAAGAAGCACAAAAAACACAAGAAGGAAAAGGCUGCAGCUGCAGCUGCUGUAACUCCCGUAACCCCUGCAGCCAUUGCUGCUCCCACAACCGCGUCAGCACAGGAAGAACCAGAGGCAGAGCCAGAGCCUAAGAAGGAGACUGAAAGUGAGGCUGAAGAUAACCUUGAUGACUUAGAAAAGCACCUGCGUGAAAAGGCCCUGAGAUCAAUGCGGAAGGCUCAAGUGUCCCCACAGUCCUAGGUGGAAAUGUUUGUUAUGAUGUAAAUUUUAUUUGGUUUGUACGCAAUUCAGUUUCAAAAUUGCUAAAAAUGUGUUUGAGCUUUAGACUAUAACAUUUGUUGUAAUAAUUGCUAGGUUGAAGUUCACCAUGUAAAAAAAAAAAAGGGCAUGGAUUUACAUUGCAAAAGGUGUCCACAGUGUAUUAGUGACAUUCUUUCAUUGACAGCUGACAUAAAUUCAUUUAGAGUGAAAUAUUCUAAGCCAAAAAAAAAAAUCCCCUUUUUAAAAAAGGGGGUUUAAAUAUUGUUGGCAUUCUUAUGGUUCCUUUAAAUGCCCCUGUCUAUUCCCAGAGGUUUUUCUUUCUACUUUUUCUUUCUUUUUUCCUUUUUCUCAUUUGAGUCUUAGCACCCAUUUAAGUUAUGAUGCUUCCAACCUUGUAUGGUUUUUGCAAGCUUUCCCAGAAAUAAGA